Molecule: messenger RNA, 405 nt
Organism: Drosophila novamexicana
Lineage: Eukaryota; Metazoa; Arthropoda; Insecta; Diptera; Drosophilidae
Product: DEAD-box ATP-dependent RNA helicase 7
Exons: 1
Coding region: 1-405 (134 amino acids)
Source: RefSeq, a predicted model, not a curated record
AUGGAAUACUCAAAGAUCUGCCUAAUGCUCUGCAUCUGUGUGGUGCUCGGCGGUGCGGAGCCGGAGCAGCUCGAGCUGGAGGAGUCAAAGGCGCUGCCCGCAGAGCUGUUGGCUGCCGGAGACAAUGCGCAGGCGGAUGUGGAUGCGAGUACUGAUGCGGCUGCUCCUGCGGAGCAGGGCGCGCGCAAGGUGCGUCAGUACUUUGGUGGCCCGCCGCCGCCCUUCUUUGGUCCACCGCCGCCGCCCUACUUUGGUGGCUUUGGCGGCGGCUACGGCGGCUACGGUGGCUACGGCUUUGGCGGCGGCUAUCAGCGCACGCGGAUUGUCACGCGCACCCGUGUCCGUGGCGGCUACGGUGGUUUUGGUGGCGGUUUUGGUGGCUUCGGCGGCGGCUACUAUGGUUAA